This is a messenger RNA of Mucor mucedo, 1387 nucleotides long. RefSeq lists its product as uncharacterized. The transcript is spliced from 3 exons. The record is from RefSeq and is a predicted model, not a curated record. The coding region runs from base 251 to 1186 and encodes 311 amino acids. Lineage: Eukaryota; Fungi; Mucoromycota; Mucoromycetes; Mucorales; Mucoraceae.
GACAGAGUUGUCCCUUCUUACGUUAACAACGGUAAUAAUUUUUUUUUUGGAUUUCUAAGCCAAAUUUUCAUCGGCCCGCUUAAAAUUAUCCUUAACCACAGAUUGGUUAAUCCCCAAAAAGAAAAAAAAAAUUGAUUAGAAAUUCGCUGAAUCAUGCAAGGCGCGGCAAUAGAAUUUAGUAUAUAUAUCAUUCAUAUUAUAUUUUCGUCCUUUCUUUUCACUUCUAUAUCUUUUUUUUUAUCACUUGAAAAUGAAAGUCGAGAAACAUCGCAAAACCAAUCAUUUCGUACCUUGUCCGUAUCGAAAACAGCAGCUGGAGUCGAAUCAUCCCGAAAAGCUGACUAAACCUCAAACCUUUGGAUAUAAUCAAGCCUGCGCUUUAUUAUUAGCUAUCGAAUUAAAUCGACGUACACGACUAAGCAAAAAAUGUUUAGCACAUUUAGCGUUAUUUGUAUCUCAAGCUUGGGAAGAUAAACCCUGCCAAGAAAAGAUCCAGCAAUUAUAUUAUAUGAUGAACAACUUGUUGGAUACGACAACCAUGGAUACGACAGAACCAUUUGAGACUUCACUUCAAAAGUUUUGUGAAAGUCCAGUGUCGACACCCACGAUUUGCCCUAGCGUUACAUUAUUAAUUGCAAUCAGUUACGUCGAACGAUUAAAUAAGAGAUAUCGUGAUUUAAAAGGAACUCCAGGAUGUGGAUUCAGAAUGAUUAUGGUGGCAUUCAUCAUGGCUUCCAAAUACAUUCAUGAUAGCCUUCGUUUAAUUAUAUAUACCAGUAAUCGAAAUAUAACACCCAACAUGAUUUCUACACCCAUUACACCACCCACCUCUCCCAAAAUUCCAAUAACUUCUACCACCUCUGUCAUUCAAAGUAUCACCAACGCUCUUUCUAUCAACAAUACGCUUGUUGAGAAAAAUGACGAUCCAUCAUCAAAUAUGGUAACACCUGCGUCAUCUCCUCCUCUGGAAAAGAUAGCACCCAAGGACAAUGAACGAAAUUUAAGAAUAGCCAGAAUGGAGCAGGAAUUCUUAUUCUUUUUAAACUAUGACUUGUCUGUACAAGACCCUUCACUUCUUGUGUUAUGGGCACAGAGCUAUCAAGUGCCAGAAAAAUCCCCAGAAUCCGAACAACCAUAUACCUCUGCUGACGAUGGAGAUGAUGAAAUGGAUGACGAAGAUAAUUAAUCAUACCCGCCACUCACAUUGAUAUCACUUCAUCUCUCCAAACUCUACACAUUCAUCGAUACUUUUUCUUUUAAAUACAUAUCAUAUAAUAAAAUAUCCCCCCACACCCAAAAUUAAAAAACUAAUCUUUUAUCCAUCAAUGCUUGUUGCUUCCAUCUCGGCCAAUUCUUUUGUGAACAACUACAUUGAUUCUUUCAUUUG